UUGCCACCUCAGGACGCAUGCGCAGACAAGUCGCGUGACGAAUGAGGGCGGAUGAGAAGAGCAAAGUGUGAAAUGGUUUGUUGUUGUUAGAGAUUUGUGUGUGAUUUUUCCUCAUGCCUCUUCCAGAUAGUGAAGCGUUUAAUCUAAGAUUUGUUCAACUUGUCGAGACGUACAAGUGUUUAUAUGACACGACGUUACCAGACUACACUUCGAAAGAUGUACAAGACAAGGCUUGGGAAGUCAUCGCCACGAAGUGCCGCGCGUCAGUUUUGGAGUGCAAGCUGAGGUGGAAACACCUCCGAGGCGGACUCACUCGGUACAUCAAGAACGUCAAAAGGAGAAGCUCCCAAAGAGCGAAACCGAUCAAACAGUUCUAUUUGUGGGACGUGAUGCAGUUUGUCCUCCCCUUCGUGAAAUCCAGAAGUGAUCCAGAGAGUUCGCUCCCUUUUUGUCUUAAACAGGAAGAAGAAGAUCCCGACGAAAUAGAAGGCGAUCUCCUCAGUGACGAUGAAGUUGAUGACACCUAUGGUAAUAACAUUGAAACGCCGGUCGAAGAAGAAGCAGCCCUGGAAACUUUCUGUGAGUUAGAACCCGUACCGACUGCAUGUUUCAAGAGAGGUAGUAGGAAACGACUGAAGACACUGACCGCGGGUGAUUCGUUUGAGAUGGUGGCAAACCCAGAUUUCGCAAGGAGCACGCCGGUCGAGAAAGCAGAAAACUUUGAUCUAGACUUCUUCAAAAGUAUACUCCCCGAUAUGGCGGAGUUAAACGCCUCGCAAAAAAGACGGUUUAAGGUGAGAGUGCUUCAGUUGUUGGAGGAAUUUUCGUGUGAGGGAACUGCUCACGUUCCUUCUAGUCCUGUCAUAGAAGUACGUUCCCUGGAGAAAUCUUCGGAAUAAUUAUUUAAAAUUUCAAAAAUAUUCUCUCUCUCUCUCUCUCUCUCUCUCUCUCUCUCUCUCUGUCUGUC
Aplysia californica (California sea hare) is the source of this 967-nucleotide messenger RNA. RefSeq lists its product as uncharacterized. Bases 114 to 899 code for a protein of 261 amino acids. The transcript is spliced from 2 exons. Gene Ontology annotation, biological process: regulation of transcription by RNA polymerase II. Gene Ontology annotation, molecular function: DNA binding. Gene Ontology annotation, cellular component: nucleus; transcription regulator complex. The record is from RefSeq and is a predicted model, not a curated record. Lineage: Eukaryota; Metazoa; Mollusca; Gastropoda; Aplysiida; Aplysiidae.